UAGAUCUUCAUUUCUAAGCGCAUACUUCAAAGCCAUUUUAAGCAGGUAAAUUGAAAUAAGAACGGCUGGGAAUUCCAAAGUCUAUUUAAAUCUCCCGUACUACGUCGUGAAAAAUGGACACCAAUAGAACACCCAAAGUUGAAGAAGCCAUGAAGAAUAUGUCCAGGGCAUUAUAUGCGGGAAUGUGUCUCAAAAUAGGGACAGCUCAGCAGAUUGGAUUUAGAAGAGAAAUAGCAGACACUGACGAGUUGUUGACAAACCAAGCAGAUAGGAGUACUGCAAUGAAAAAGGUGGAGAGUGGAAGUCACAAAGAAGGCUUCAGACUAGAUGAAUCAGACAUAGACUUUAUGAUCUUGCUAACUGAACACAGGGUGGUGUGGCACUCGUCUCAGUUUCACUUUUCCGACAUGCUCGAUCUGGCACUGAUUCUCUGUGACAGUUCUGGGAGUCCGCCGGGAUAUACUCUACUUCGGUUACCAUUUGAAGUAGCAAGCGAUGUUGUGUUGUCGGCAUGUAUAAGGGUAAAUGGACACCUUUACAUAUCAAGUUCCAAAUGCAGAGAGGCAAUGCGACCAUUAUCCUUACUAGGUUCAACAAUUCAUGGGCCUUGUAGCAAUGGAAUAUUGGCUGGUUUAGAGUACGAUCAAGCCUUUUGUUUUGUCAGUGAUUUUUGGCCUCCUUUUGCUUCUUCAUGGAAAGACAGGUGUCAUUCAUGGCCAUGUCCUAAUGUUGUCAAUGACAUCAUUAGAAAUGGAUGCCACUUUGCAGCAAUUGGACACAAACUAGGAAAUCUUGCAGACCAUGAAUGGAGAAUUUCUUUCUCUCAAGCGGAACACAAACUUGUAUAUUCAAUGAAUCAUGCUCAAUUCUUAACUUAUGGAAUGUUGAAACUGUUUCUAAACGAAAUCAUAAACAAUGAACUAGAUGAAGAAGAUCAACAAUUGUGUUCUUACCAUAUGAAAACAGCCGUUUUCUGGGCCAUUCAACAAAACUCACUUCUUCAUUGGUGUCCAGAAAAUCUCCUUGCUGGUUUUUGGGUUUGUUUUAAACUCCUCCUCAAGUGGGUAUAUGAAGGGGUCUGCCCUAACUUUUUUAUUCCACAGAACAACUUGUUUUUUGGCAAAGUAUGUGGACAGCCACAGAAGAAUUUAUUUGUUUUCUUAUACAAAAUGUAUGAACAUGGCAUUAAUUUUCUGCUACAAAGUCCCACCAUCGGUUCUUACAUUAUUGACGUCCUUUGUAAUCCCAGACUUUGCAUUACUACAGACGAACACAGUCUGAUGUCUGAGGCUGAAGUUGAUGAUGAUUUUUUUAGUGAAAUGUUUAAGAAUGAUACACUUUAUAUGUCAAACUUACAAGAUUGUAUCAAAUUUUUGGUCAUGGUAGAAAAGUUGGUAGAAUCUCCACUGACAGACUGCCAAGUUGUCAUGUUACAGAAACAUACAGCCUCUGUUUUACAGAGAACUGCUUCCAUAUUACCAACCUAUUCCGAUAGUAUACUUUCCAACAAAGAAAUGUAUGUUGCUGAAAAGUUAUCGGGUUGUCUUUUGAAAUUAGCCGCCCAAUUUGGUUUUGUUUCUGACAUACUGUACAUUGCCUUGUUUUAUUACAAAUCACGUAGAUAUAGGAACGCUUCACAUGUGUUAGAAUUGGCAAAGGUCAAGUUAGUACAACCAUAUCUAAUGUAUAAUGAACAAGUAGACGGGGAGAUGUAUACCGAGGCUGUAGGGGGACAACCCUGGUCUAUUAAGAUGAGGAAAGCUGUAGCACGGGAUAUAAUUCUCUACAAUGAUAUAUGUUAUGUUAAGGAAUUAGAACCAGAACACCAGUUUUUAAGCCACAGCCUUAGAGAUGCAAUGUUUGUCCCGCCCUUUAUUAUAUUACAUAUGUUAGAGUUUUUAUGCUGUCGACAAACUGACACAAUGAAAGCACAAACUGCACUAGAAGACCUACAAUUCUUAGUCCACCAUGAUGAGAAUGAGUUCAUACCUAUCCCUCUUAGAGACAUCUCCUGGGAGAUCCUGGGGAUAUGUCACCAGAUGGCAGGGAACCUCCAGGCUGCUCGAUAUUCAUACCAACAGUCACUCAGACAAGAUCCACUCCAUGAAAUACAGACUGUUACUCGACAGAGAAUCCAAGAAUUACACAUGUAAAGAUCACAUGGUUGGUAAAUCUCGCGAAUAUUAUCACCCAUUAUAUCAAAAACAUUUGUGGCAAUUUUUGUUAAAGAGUUUAAAUGGUGAAUCAUUUUGAAGAUUUUUGAAACCCAACAGUGCUUGAUUUUGCAUUUUAUUCAUCCGUUUUUUGUUUCUGUAAAUAUUAAUCCGUCAAAAAAUUUUUCUGCUUUGAUUUUUAGACUAUCAAACACAUCGUCCAGUGGAACUUUUUCUGCUCUUUUAAACUUUUAUCAUGUUUCCUUUUGAUCUAUGAAACCAUGUUGUAGCAAGUUAAGUACGCGUCUUCGCAUUUAAAAAAAUAUUCUGGUUUGAUGUGAUAUUAUCAAUAUCUUUUCUUCAUUUUUAUUCAUUGCAUAUGCGAGAAAGAACGACAAAUCUUCAUUGAUAUCAUAGAACAAUGAGUGAGGAGGGUGGUUUGUGUUGCUUGUUAUUAAAGUAUUUUGCGUCGAAAUAUUGCAUAAUUUAUAUCCAAAAUACAUUUCUGCAAAAUAAUGAAUUAAAUAUAGUUUAUUUAGCUCAUAUAUACAUUUUUUUCAAAUGAUAAUAUCAAUGAAUUAAAAUCUAAACGAAUACUAAAUUUUUUGAUAAAUUAUUUGUUGUGGACAAAUAAAGAAAAAAACUGUUGCUUAUUUUCU
Magallana angulata is the source of this 2812-nucleotide messenger RNA. RefSeq lists its product as uncharacterized. The transcript has 2 exons. The coding region runs from base 114 to 2153 and encodes 679 amino acids. NCBI's taxonomy places the organism in Eukaryota, Metazoa, Mollusca, Bivalvia, Ostreida, Ostreidae. The record is from RefSeq and is a predicted model, not a curated record.